ACCCUAAAUGUCUACCUGCGAAAAAAUUCAUUGGGUACAAAUUCUUCAAGGUCUCCAGUCUGCUGCGCCCAGUCGAUCGAUCGAUCAUGGCCAGGGUUGCACAAUUUGCUAAGCGCUUCGUAGAUGCUGCAUCGUCGCUCGGCCCCGCGAGCUACAACGCUGAGGUGGUAGGGGGUGAAGGAGUGGGUGCUGCGUCUUUGCUGUUCAGAAGGUGGGCUACGAAGAAAGCCGGAGGUUCGACUCAGAAUGGCCGCGAUUCUUUACCUAAAAACCUUGGAGUGAAGAAGUAUGGAGGACAGAAGGUAAUACCGGGAAAUAUCAUUGUCCGGCAGCGAGGCACUAGGUUUCAUCCGGGCGAUUUUGUAGGCAUGGGCCGAGACCAUACCUUGUUUGCACUUGCGGGUGGGCAGGUAAAGUUUGCGAAAGAUCCUUUGACAGGUCGCAAAUGGGUGCACGUAGAGCCAACUGGUGGCCCUCCCGUCCACCCUGCAUUCAGCCAACAAAAACCCCACCCUGGCUUUAGCCAUCUUAGCAGCUCCAAAAAUUCAGAGAAGGCUACUGCAGAGGUCACCAACUAGUUUAGUGCUAGCUUCUUCAGGGACGAGCAGGCUGUAAAAUAGUGCAAGCAGGACUGCGUUUUUUUGUCAAUGUUUGUGACCAGAAAAAGGCAUUCUUCUGAAUGCAACUAUGGGCUUGUUGAUCGGGAAUAUGAUGAAGACAGAAGCAUGACAUUAUGAUGCUGGCACGUACAGGUAGAAGGCAUGUCAUUGAAAAUGGUAUUAAGAAUUAUAGAAAUUUGGAAACCGGGCCAUUUUAGGAUUAUUCAUUACGAAAGGGAGCCGAGUUGUUGGCUUUGUUCAAUCUAAACGUGUUCGGCUGGAUAUUAUCUCAAAAUCGAUUUAAACGGAUCAACCAUA
This is a messenger RNA of Physcomitrium patens, 917 nucleotides long. RefSeq lists its product as uncharacterized. The record is from RefSeq and is a predicted model, not a curated record. Gene Ontology annotation, biological process: translation. NCBI's taxonomy places the organism in Eukaryota, Viridiplantae, Streptophyta, Bryopsida, Funariales, Funariaceae. Gene Ontology annotation, cellular component: ribosome. Gene Ontology annotation, molecular function: structural constituent of ribosome.